AUGUCUGAUCAAUCUUCCUCAAAAAUAAUAUCUGAAACUAUAUCUAAUACCAGCAAUGAAAGUGGCAAUAAUUUUGGAUUUAUCGAGAGUGUAACAGAUAUUAACAAUCGUAAGGACAAUUUAAUCAAAACUGAAACAGUGGGUCAUGCUUCUGUUAAAUCAAUAGUUCCGCUUGAACUUUUGCGCCAUAUUUAUCUUCCCCAGAAACCACACGAUCGUAUAUUUGAUCCCACAACAAGAACCAUUUCAUAUCUUCAACCACGAUCAUAUUUACCUGUCAAUUCAUUAAUACAGGGCGAAAAGAAACGAAUUCUAGUAACUGGAGGUGCUGGUUUUGUUGGAUCUCAUUUAGUAGAUAGAUUAAUGUUAAUCGGACAUGAAGUUAUUGUACUCGACAAUUUCUUUACCGGGCGCAAAAAUAAUCUUGCUCAUUGGAUUGGACAUCCUAAUUUUGAAUUAAUUCGUCAUGAUGUGGUCGAUCCUUUUUUGAUUGAGGUAGAUCAAAUUUAUCAUUUGGCUUGUCCUGCUUCACCACCUCAUUAUCAGUACAAUCCCAUAAAGACCGUGAAAACCAGCGUAAUGGGUACAAUCAAUAUGCUGGGUCUUGCCAAACGCGUUAAGGCUCGGUUUUUAUUAACUUCUACUUCGGAAGUGUACGGUGACCCGGAAGAACAUCCUCAAGCAGAAACGUAUUGGGGUCAUGUCAAUCCAAUAGGGCCAAGAGCAUGUUACGAUGAAGGAAAACGAGUUGCGGAAACUUUAACUUAUGCUUACAUGCAUCAGGAUAGUGUUGAUGUUAGAGUUGCUCGAAUUUUCAACACUUUUGGUCCUCGCAUGAACGAAAAUGACGGUCGUGUAGUGAGUAAUUUUAUCAUGCAAGCUUUAAAAGGAGAAGAACUAACCAUUUAUGGAGAUGGCCUUCAAACGCGUUCUUUUCAAUACGUACAUGAUUUGGUAGACGGCUUGAUUUUGUUGAUGAAUAAAGAUUAUAUGGAACCCAUUAAUUUGGGUAAUCCAGAUGAAUACACAAUUCGUGAAUUUGCUGAGCUUAUUCGUAAUGAAGUUAAUAGUUCUAGUAAGAUUAAGACUCUACCGGCACCAACGGAUGAUCCUAAAAAGCGGAGACCAGAUAUUUUAAGAGCUGAACAAAUUCUUGGGUGGAAACCUAGAUGGCCAGUAAAACAAGGUAUUGGAGAAACUGUUAAAUAUUUUAAAAGGCAAAUGGAGGCCGGUCUUAUAGGAUAA
Molecule: messenger RNA, 1245 nt
Organism: Rhizophagus irregularis DAOM 181602=DAOM 197198
Lineage: Eukaryota; Fungi; Glomeromycota; Glomeromycetes; Glomerales; Glomeraceae
Source: RefSeq, a predicted model, not a curated record